This is a messenger RNA of Hibiscus syriacus, 555 nucleotides long. RefSeq names its product histidine-containing phosphotransfer protein 1-like. NCBI's taxonomy places the organism in Eukaryota, Viridiplantae, Streptophyta, Magnoliopsida, Malvales, Malvaceae. Gene Ontology annotation, biological process: phosphorelay signal transduction system; phosphorylation; cytokinin-activated signaling pathway. Gene Ontology annotation, molecular function: histidine phosphotransfer kinase activity; protein histidine kinase binding. Bases 35 to 490 code for a protein of 151 amino acids. Gene Ontology annotation, cellular component: cytoplasm; nucleus. The record is from RefSeq and is a predicted model, not a curated record. The transcript is spliced from 5 exons.
GUUAGUUUCUUGGACUCAUUUCAAGCAGUUCAUAAUGAAUCAAAUGGCUAUAGCCGCUCUCAAAACUCAGUACAAGAAUUUUGUUCAAUCUAUGUUCGAUGAGGGAGUGCUUGACAACCAGUUUAGUCAACUUCAAGAUUUACAGGAUUCCAGUAAUCCCAACUUCGUGGAUGAAGUGAUCACUUUGUUUUGCAAUGAUGCAGAGAGGAUCAUAACUGAAAUGAACAGAUAUUUGAAUUAUCAGAAUGUUGAUUUUAGCAAACUGGAUUCUCAUGUUCAUCAACUUAAAGGAAGCAGCUCAAGCAUCGGUGCACAUCGCUUGAAACUCGCGUGUGUUAACCUCCGCCAAGCUUCCUACGACCGGAGCAAGGAAGAGUGUGUUGGAGCUUUCAAUUCGAUCAGACAUGAAUACUGCCUUCUGCGCAGCAAAUUUCAGUUCCUGAUGCAGAUAGAGAGGCGCAUUGUGGCACUCGAGACCAGCCAACAAUGAAUAGAUAGCAACCGACAACGGAGAACAGUUACCUUGAAUAGGAUCACAUUGUUGAUCUGCAUUUU